Messenger RNA from Musca domestica (house fly), 888 nucleotides. RefSeq lists its product as uncharacterized. The transcript has 2 exons. Bases 276 to 611 code for a protein of 111 amino acids. The record is from RefSeq and is a predicted model, not a curated record. NCBI's taxonomy places the organism in Eukaryota, Metazoa, Arthropoda, Insecta, Diptera, Muscidae.
AUCAUCAUCGCCUUCCACAGCAUUACAGCCACCGCCAUCACUUUUUGUGAAUAAAACUUUGUUGAAAUAUUUGAAAAACUUUAGUCACUGCACACAACUCAAGUUGUUAAUCACACCGUAAACUUAGUUCGGAUAUUAAGCUUCGGAAAUUUACAAGCGUGUAACGGCAUCGCCUCACUACCACAGCGACAGCGCCACAGCAUUUUCAUUGUGCAGCCCAAAAGGAUUACCAAGUGUUCAAGUGCUGUGAAUUGAAAAAAAGAAACAAAAAUAAAAUGAAAUUUCAUGUGUGUGUACUUUUAAUUCUAUCGAUCGUGGGAAUUCUCUCAACACAUGGCCGUCCCAUGAAAGACUCACCGAUCAGCACAAUUGUAAUACCCUAUGAACCGUAUGUCAGUCAAAAGAUCACCAAUCAUCGAGGAGAGCUGAAAAAUGUUUUCGUUCCGCUGCAGAUGGAUAUUGUGCCCAAAGCCAACGUCCCAAAGGGUCAACUGUCAAUGGCGAGGAAAGGAUCUGCAUUAAAUUUUGCCGAGGGUGCCUAUCCGGUCUACUAUAUGCCUAGUAAUGUUAACGGGAAAUUUAAUGGCAAAAUAUCGCUGCUGGUCCAGUGAGAGAGUGAAACUGAGAUUAGAAAACCUUACCUAGGGGAAUAAUUAUGUAUAGCUCUUGUGUAUAUUUAUUUAAAACUUAGUUGUAUAAGUGCUGUGAUAAAGUGCUAUUUCUUUUCUAAUUUUUUACUAAAGAAAAAUGAUUAACUUUAGAAAAUUAAGAUCAUUUCAUUUAGCCAGAGGCUAAUGUUAAUAACGUGUAAACUGUGUACAAAAAAUCCAAUACGAAAAAAAAAAAUAAACCGAAACAUUAAUAACAAUAGAUAAAACGCAAAAACGA